Messenger RNA from Medioppia subpectinata, 2091 nucleotides. The record is from the annotation of a GenBank genome assembly. Lineage: Eukaryota; Metazoa; Arthropoda; Arachnida; Sarcoptiformes; Oppiidae.
AUGAGCGGACGUGUAAAUCCCGAUCAGCCAUUGGUUGCCGGCCAUAAGGGACCGGUGCUGGACAUUGCGUGGUGUCCAUUCAAUGACAAUGUGAUUGCCAGCGCUUCAGAGGACACAACAGUGAAAUGCUGGCAAAUUCCAGACUACGGACUCACGCGUACUCUCACCGAACCAGUGGUUGAACUGCACGGACACCAGCGUCGGGUGGGAUACCUGUCGUGGCACCCGUCGGCCAAUAACGUGUUGGUUAGCGUUGGCUCAGACAACAAAGUGAUCAUCUGGAAUGUGGGCACCGCUGAGAUACUAACGAUGAUUGAUUCGCCAGAUCUGGUGUUUCACGCGUCCUGGAGUUGGGACGGCAGUCAUCUCGUCACCACUUCUAAGGACAAGAAGAUUCGCGUCUAUGACCCCAGAAGUGGUGAACUCGAACACGAGGGCGACGGACACGAGGGCGCGAAGACUCAGAGAGCGAUAUAUUUGAAAAAUAAUUUGAUUUUCACGACUGGUUUCUCGAAAAUGAGUGAACGCCAGUACUCUUUGCGAAGCGAGUCGGCGUUAAGCGAGCCCAUAGUGUUGGACGUAUUGGACACUAGUAAUGGUGUGCUCUACCCCUUCUACGACCCCGAUGUAAAUCUCAUCUAUUUGUGCGCAAAGGGCGACAGUAAUAUCCGAUACUUCGAGAUUACAGAUGAGGUGCCAUUCGUGCACUACAUUAGUACCUAUCAGUCGAGUGAACCGCAACGUGGAAUCGGUUAUAUGCCGAAGCGUGGCUGUGAUGUACUUAACUGUGAGAUCGCCCGACUCUUCAAACUCCAUACCCGGGGUUUCUGUGAAGUGAUUCCAUUCACUGUUCCUCGAAAGUCUGAGUUAUUUCAAGACGACUUAUAUCCGGACACUCUGAGCGAUAUACCAGCGCUCACAGCCGAGGAAUGGUUCAAUGGCGAGGACAAGGAUCCAGUUCUUAUAUCUCUGAAAGAGGGCUAUAAGACCACCAAAAAGCAAGACUUAAAAGUUGCCAAAAAGAAACCAAACUUGUUGGACAAAUUGCCGGCCAAAAAGCAAUUGUCGUCAUCGGGUGGGUCCACACCAUCGCCUCCCGGCUCUCCAAAGCCAGGCGGAGACGGCGGCGGUUCGGGCGCAGCGGUGCUGUCGGCGGCCGCCAAUCAACGGGUCGAAGAGUUAGUGUCGGAACUGAAUAAACUGAAAGCAAUUAUUUUGAAACAUGAGGUCCGCAUUCGGGACUUAGAGAAGAAAGUGGAGGUCGACUCCACUCACAACCACAACUCUCAGCCCUCUAUUGAAAUCACCAAAAACAACGGCGAAACGCAUGUCGCCGACGAAGUCUAAUGAGAGAAUCCAAACGGCGGGACUUCUUCUUAACAAAAUAUAUUUUGAAUCAAAGUAUAUAUUAAUUAAUGCCUCCAUUGAUGUGAGCGAUUUGAUGCCAUUAUUCAUGUGCAUAACUUAUAUAAAUAUAUAUGUAAUAAACAUUUUAAUUUAUAAAAUACCAAAAACUUGGAAAAACAAAUUCAUGCGUCCAUCAGAUGAGAGAUUUUAACAAAACUAAAGAAAUGAGUGAAUUUGUUUCGCGGACUCAUAAGCAAAAUAUACUAAAUUAUUCGCUCUUUUGCUCAAAUCUAAUGCCAUUCUUAACGCAUUUGAUAUGAUAUGUGAGAGGAAUCGCAUCUCGAAUGGGCUUUUUCUAUGCAAAGUAAGCAAACAGUUUUGAAAGCAAAUUACUUCUUCAACUUCUACUCAACUUUUUUUUGUUAUUUAAAAUUUUUAUUUUUAAAGUCUAUUUCAAUGAAAUAAAUGAAUUGAUUUAUAUAUGAUUUUUUGUGAGAAAUAAGUUUGGAAUUGUGAACACCCAUCGAAAAGAAGUGAAAAGUGUAUUAUUAUUUAGGUUUUAAUUUAUAAAUAUAUAUAUAUUUAAAUAUAUUAAUGCUUUUUUGUUUUUUGUGCCAAUGAAUACCAGUUCCAAAUAAUAAUAAUAACUUAUAAUUAAAAUCAUAAUUUUGAUUCAUUUUUACUAAAUUUUGAAUUUAUAUUCUAAAGACAUCAAUAAAACAACAACAAUAAAAUCCAAACACU